UCACCGAAGUUCGCCGUCUCUCAUCCCCAUUCUUGUACCCGUUCGAUUUUUAUUCCAACCUCAUCCCCCCACCCCCCCAAAAAAACUUAGAUGGUGGAUGAUACCAUGACCGACGUCGAGAAAGCCGAAAGACGCCCUUCCGGUAGUCUCUCGUUGUCCAGCAGUGGCUCCGACAGCCAGGAUAGCGGCGCAUCCUCCCCUCCCAGUUUCAAUGGCCUGCAAACCCGCCCGACCGCCAUUAAAAGGCCCUCUGCUGUCGGCUCUGUCCGACCGGAUGGCAAGCGCGAGCUGAAGGAGGGCGAUUGCUAUGAGAUCCUGGCCUACUGCUGGCCGCGCUGGAAGAAAUGGGCGUAUCUCGCCGCCGUCGCCUGCGUGCAGGUCUCCAUGAAUUUCAACACCUCCGUCUUCCCCAAUGCCGUCAAGCCGCUGUCGAAGGCCUUCAACAUAGGCGAGCAGGAAGCCCGCACCGGCCAGAUGAUCUACCUGGUGACUUACUCCAUCGGGUGCGAGUUAUGGGCCCCCUGGAGUGAGGAAUUCGGCCGUUGGCCCAUUCUCCAGCUCUCCAUGUUUCUCAUCAACAUCUGGCAAUUCCCGGCUGCCUGGGCCCCGAACUGGGGCACGAUCGUUGUCGCUCGUGGAUUGGGUGGAAUCUCAACCGCUGGCGGUAGUGUCACCCUCGGUCUGAUUGCCGACCUGUACGAGGCAGAUACGCAACAGUUCCCCCUCGCCUUCAUUGUCCUGUCCUCCUGCAUUGGAACCAGCAUUGGCGGAGUCAUCGGUGGACCCAUUGAGCGCUACCUAUCAUGGCAGUGGUUCUUCUGGAUCCAGCUCAUCUUUGGCGCCACCGUCCAAGCCAUCAUAUUUUUCAUGCCCGAGAGCCGCUCCACCAUCAUCAUGGAUCGGGAAGCCAAACGCCGCCGCAAGUCCGGCGAGGACCCGAACAUCUACGGCCCCAACGAGCUCAAGAGCCCGCGCGUCUCCCUCAAAGAAGCUGGAAAGAUCUGGAUCCGUCCCUUCUACAUGUUCCUCCGCGAACCCAUCGUCCUUUGUCUCUCACUCCUCUCCGGUUUCUCCGACUCCCUCAUCUUCACCUUCCUCGAGUCCUUCUCAAUUGUCUAUGAAGAGGGCUGGGGCUUCGGUGUCUUGGGCCAGGCCUGGGCGGUUAUCCCCAUCAACGUCGGUUACAUCAUCGCGUACUUCUCCUACUUCCCGUGGUUCUGGCGUGACGAGAAAAUCCGCCAGACCCAAGGUGAGGAUGCCCUCCCUCCCGAGCGGAGACUCAAGUGGCUGUUGUUUUUGGCGCUGGCCGAACCGAUCGGGCUGUUUGGCUUUGCGUGGACGUCGCUGGGCCAGGCAUACGGUGUGCCGUGGAUUGCGUCCAUGAUCUUCUCCGCCAUUGUCGGCAUCGCUAAUUACGCCAUCUACCUCUCGUCCGUGGAUUAUAUGGUCGCCGCGUACGGUGUCUACUCCGCCUCAGCCACAGGUGGUAAUGCCUUCUCGCGUGAUCUGUUGGCGGGUAUUGCCGCCAUGUACACGACCCCGAUGUAUACCAACAUCGGGAGUAAGUGGCAUGUCGAGUAUGCCACUACCAUCCUGGCGUGUCUGUCUUGCUUGGUGGUCUUGCCCAUCUAUAUCUUCUAUUGGAAGGGCCCGCAGAUCCGUGAGCGCAGUAAGUUCGCCCAGAGUCUGGCGGUUGACAACAAGGCCAAUAAUGGUCGGAGAGUCAGUCGUACGGAUUCGGCACCGUGAACGGUGGGGGUUGAUCCUCUGUUUGCAUCAGCGUGUUGUUCAACUUGCAUAUAACGCUUGCCAUGCACUUUACCCUGUAUAUACGAAGAUUUAU
Molecule: messenger RNA, 1843 nt
Organism: Aspergillus heteromorphus CBS 117.55
Lineage: Eukaryota; Fungi; Ascomycota; Eurotiomycetes; Eurotiales; Aspergillaceae
Product: MFS general substrate transporter
Exons: 3
Coding region: 106-1749 (547 amino acids)
Biological process (GO): transmembrane transport
Molecular function (GO): transmembrane transporter activity
Source: RefSeq, a predicted model, not a curated record